GCAAAGUUGACUGUCGGUAUGCGAGUCUGCAAAGACGAGAAAAACUGAGCGAUAAAUAAGUUUACAUGCACGUCAAGAAGAGGGAAAAGCGUCGUCGCUUUUGUAAGUAAGUGGUAGUUAACACACAAAGUCACAACAUGGCUGCAGGUUGUGUUCGAGUUCACCCUCCGUUUGUUGAGUUCAGCGACGUCAAAGUCGGUCGGGUCUACAAGACCACAGUCACUGCAGCAAAUGUUGGGAAGACUUUGAGGAAAAUAACGAUUGGAAAACCAGCAUUAGAGUUGUUCAAGUUCACGGCGUCCAGCUCAGCCGAGUUGGUGGCUCCUGGUCUGUGUGUGAGCGGCGUGCUGGAGUUCACUCCGGAGGACGAGGAGGAGGUCAGAGACUGUCUCCUGAUUCAUGUAGACGAGGUGGACACCAUCGAAGUCCCACUGCUGGGGUUUCCCCGGACUUGUUCCCUGCUGAUGGACUCAGUGUUAGACUUCGGCUGCAUUGCUGCCAGCAGUCAGGUGAUCAGCAAACAUCACCAUAUAACCAAUCAGGGAUCGGCACCAGGUGUUUUCCAUGUGCAGUAUGAUGGAGACCCCUCAGUCAGACUGUCACCCUGUAGUGGAGUCGUUGCAGCCGGCGCCACCCAGUGGCUGCAAGUGGAACUGCGCACAGAUGGACCCAGACAGAUUGAUGAAAAGGCUCUGGUGAAACUCCAGAAUCGCUCGUCUGUCGUUCUCAGGAUCAGGGCUGAGGUGGUUGACCAGCGCCUCGAGGUCUUUGACCUGCAGGGAGCUCCACUGUCCUGUCUGUGGUUCGGACCUGUAUACUUCGGGACAUCCCGUGUGGGGAAUGUGGUUCUGAGAAACAGUGCACCCCAGGCAUGUGACUGGGUCUGCCUGCUCCAGGAUACAGCUGCUGGGACUGAGAAGGGAACAGACCUCCAGAAGAGCACAGACGCCACCCUGCUGGAGAAAAUGGAGAAGUGCAGCCCAGCCACCCAAGACGUCUCUCAGGUCUUCGUGUGUGUACCCAAGCAGGGUCGCCUUGGACCAUAUGACGAAACCACUGUGACAGUACGCUUCAGCCCCGUGUGCAAGAGUACAACUGAAGGCAAGAAGCCCAAUAACUCAGCCAGCCGGCAAGACUACUGUGUUUUCCUGCUGUUUGAGUCAGUGGGAAGUCGAUAUGGCUUCACUCACCAUAACGGUAACAGCAGUGUGGAGCUGGCAGUGACAGGCUCUGGACUGCCUGUGUCUCUGGUGACUAGUCCCUCUCAGAGAUUUGAUUUCCUCCCCUGUGUGACGGGCCAACGUGUGGACCAGCUGUGUGUUCUGCAGAACCUCUGCCCUCAACUUCCCGUCAACUUCCGCUUCCGCAGAUUAGCGCAUUUCAACGCCAAGCCCUCCACUGGCACAAUCUCCCCUGGUCAAUGCCAGGAUGUAGUUUUGUCUUUCACUGCACGGCAGCAAGGGAGCUUCCAGGUGCGUCAGAAGGUAGAUGUCUUAGGUCAUGUUGUUCACAGGGGUGGCAACUCUGCUGAGGAUGAUAUUAGACUUGAGUUUUGCAGCUUCCACACCAUCAGUCUACACCUGUCUGCUGUCUGCCACAGUGAGACCACACAUCCUGUGCCUAAACUAAAUCCAGGCAUCACUCCAGCAGUGACCAAUCCAACCGGAUCACAGCCUCACGUUCAGUCCAGCGAACUGGCCCGCUGUCGUGGGAUGGCGCAUGCUGCUGUCCUCAGCGCAGACAAAACACGACUACACGUACAUCGCAAAGAGAGGAGUCAGAACGCAGAGGGCGAAGAGUUUCUGGCUUUUCCCAAUGACCGAGCCACGAGCAUCAGGCCUGCCUCUGCAUACAGACAGUACAGGACCAUCUUUACUGGUGUACACCGCUAUCGCUAUGUGGACACCAACUAUGCUUUCACUGAGGAAGAGGAGGAGCAGAGACAGCAGCAUCAACAGAUUUACACAGACUUCAUCAAACAGAUCAGACAAACACGCCUGCAGAAGAUCAAGCAGAGACAACAGGAAAAAGUGGAGGACGAUGUGGAUAUUGGGAUUGUUCCUUCUCAAGGGCUUGUUCCCCCUGAACUUCACAUCAGAGACCUGGAGAGCAGUAAAAUCUCAGAGACCAAGUCAAACCUCAGCUGUACUUCCCCAGCAACCAAACACAGCUGCCUCCAAGACAUGAGAUCCAUCAGCCGGCAGGUCAACAGUCAGGUCACAUCAAAGGUUUCAGAAGUAAUGAAUGCAGUUCCCUCUACCAGCCAGGAGGUGGCAGACUGCAACAAGAGUCUGACAGCUCAGGAGCUCUACAAAGUUGACAUAGGUCCAUCGUCAGUGGACUUUGGUGAGGUUUGUGUGCAGUCGGUAUGUGUUCAGAACCUGGAGCUGAUCAAUCAUCUGUCAGUGUUCGUCUGGGUGCAGCUGGAGGUGGACUGCCCUGAGCUGCAGGGCUCCUCACCCCUCUCCCAUGUCCUGCCUCCCCACUCCCACAGCUCCCUGCCCCUGACGUUUCAAAGCACCAAGCUGGGUCCCUUCUACAGGCCUGUAUCCUACUCUGUGAACCAGCACCACCCUGGUCAGAUCCUGGUCCAGGCCCAGGUCGUCCCCUUGGCUCUUGAGCUGUCCACUUCCCUGCUGGUGCUCCACCCCACCCCAUUUUUGCUCGCCCAGUCAGGAUACAGGAGCUCAGUUACUCUUCGAAACCAGCGUAACCACGCCGCAGAGUUCACGUGGAGACCAGUAGUCACAGAGAGUGGCAUCCUGUUCUCCAUUCGACCAGCUACAGGUACAGUGGAGCCGUACAGCGAAUUGGACUGUGAGGUCGUGUGGCAUCCAGCCUUCUCCUCCCCUUCAGAAGGAGACUUUGACCUCUGUGUCCAUGAGGGCAACACACAACGCCUGCACUGUGUUGCUAAGGUUGGAUCCUCCAGUGUCCAGCUGGCAGACAAACAGGUCCUAUUUGGAUCAGUGCCUCUCAACAUGUUUUCAAUCAGAACUGCAGUCUUACACAACACUGGACAGAACCAUGCCUACUACCAGGUGCUGGAUCUUUGCCCUCUGCCAGGCAUGGUGGUGAGUCCACCUGAGGGCGUGGUGCCAAGUGGGGGGCAGGCUGCUCUUAAGAUCCACUUCAACCCUGACUCUGUCAUCAAGUUUGACACCAGAGUCGAGAUAGCUCUGAGGAGCAUGAAGUCCAUUGAACUCCGAGUGGGCGGAUCAGUGGAGCCUCCAAAUGUAGACACCAGUGUGUCCCAUUUCCAGUUUUACGGCGUCCAUGCUGGUUCUCAGCGAGCGAUACCGUUUGCUCUGACAAACCGCUCGUCAGCCAGAGCCCGCGUCGCCUUCAAUCUGUCAGAAUACACAGACUUCUGUUUGCAGCUCCCUCAGCCCUCAGCAAAGAAGGAGCCAGGUGUGAGUGUUGUGGAGGUCCAGGGCAAUCAGACAGUGGCCUGUUCCCUUGUAUUCUCCCCCACUCAGGCGGCCAGUUAUGACUUUUGCCUGCCACUGAUGGUCAACGGGGUGAGAUGGCCCACUGCUCCUCUGUCUCCUUUACCCGCUCCGUCCUCCUCUUCCACCUCCUCCUCGCUGUCAAUUAGCAGCAGGAAGCAUGUCAUCAAACCUCUUCCCCCGUCUGUCACCAUGGCGACACCACAGUCGCAGCGCAUACAGGCCACAGUGUUGUGUGCCCCACUGGAAAUGUCCCCGUCUCGCCUUCAGUUCCAUGUUGAACCUUUGGCACCACAGUCUGAUGUUUACACUAAGACAGUGGAGCUGAAAGCAGUGUGCGAAGAGAGUGUUGUUUGGCGUAGUGGUGUCAGGAAGCAUGUAAACUGGUGGUUUGACUGCAAUGCAAUAGUGCUACCAACAGAGGACAGAAGACAGGGAGAGCUAUGUACGGUGUCUCCAUCAUCAGGCAGUCUGGGGCCUGGUCAGUCCAUCUGCUUGGCGGUCAGCAUCAGCCCUGAGGCUGUCGGAACAGGUUCUGGAAGGGUGACCAAACUUUCCCUUCCUCUUUACCUGGGAGACAAGGGAGGCAAGGGGAUGGGAGCAGAGGAAGGACAUCAACCCUACCGACAGCUGUCCAUCACCGUUACUCUCCAGUUUCCCAGUAUUACAAUCCACCCACCUCAAAUCCUUCUUACACCAGUUCCCCUGGAAAGCAAUGCAACUGCCACUCUCACCCUGCUUGCCUUCGGAUAUCGUGGCGGAACCGAGGUAACAGCUGAAGUGGAUGAGGUGGACCUGGAGGAUGGGACAAAGAUACAACCUGUUUCUGUCAUUUUUCCAGAGGGUAACAACAUCCCUACUCAAAACCAGGAUCAGAGGCAUCCAGUCAGCAUCCAGAACCAGCAGGCUGUGACCUCUCUAAUCUGCAGUGUGUCCUUCUGCUCCACCAUCCCUCUGUCCUUCUGCACAACCAUCACCUUCACUGACCACCUCCACAACAGGUUUAAGGUUAAGCUAUAUGCUAUCGCUGACAACUGUCUGUUGACAGUCUGGCCCUUUAUGGCCCUGCACCGCUCCGAGCAACAGAUAGUUCUCAAGACUGGGGCCACAGCUGUUGAGGCUAUCCUCCAGCGGUAUCACACACCAAGUCCUGCCUCUGGUCCGACUUCAUCAACCUCCUCGUUGUUUGAUCACAACAGCUCAACAAACAAGAACUCAGUCUCAGAUAGUGACAGUCUGAGCGGUCAGGCCAGCGCGGACACAGACAACUCUCCUAACAGAGACACCCUAUCCAAUCUUGGUAUCCCAGAAUUCCCUGCUGCCAACUCAGAGGAAGGUUUAUUUUACCAGAAUGUGUUGUUGGCUGUGGAGAGGUGGUUUAGCCUCUUUGGGUGGCCAAGUGGACCACAUCCUAUCUCUGUACCACACACGCUCAGAAGAGUUGUGUCAAAGAUUCAAAUGAAUCCUUCCAGUGGACGGGCUUAUCGAGUCAGUCAAAAUAAAGACUCCAGGUCUGUAGUGGACAUGCUUCAUCACCUGACUGGAAAACAAAUUCCUGGUAUUCCUUGCUGUCAGACGUUUUCCAGUGAUAUAGACCAGCGCACCAAUCAACUGCUACAACAGCAUGAAGCUAUGCUUGCUUUUCUCAGGGUACAGGGAGCCUGCCUUUGUCACAUCAGACCAGAGUACUUGUUAGACAUGAAGGAGUUCAGACACUGGUGCUCCCUCCAGUCAAAUGAAGAAGAACAUGGUCUGGGCUAUAGCAGUGUUGACUAUGAGUCUCUGAGCAAGCAAUCCUGGACUGACGUGCUGCUCCAAAUAUACAAGGUGCUGGUGUUGGGUCGCGUGUCAGAGAGCGGUCUGAACCAAACUUUGGACCACGAGGAUGUAGAUGGAGUCCUUCCUGUCAGCUCACAGCCACUGGCCAGUAACAUCUAUUCAUCCUGGGAGCUCCAGUUGCUCUCAUGGCUCAACAAGCACUACCAGAGCAUGAGGAACGUUGUGUGGGGAACAGGUGGUGUCCCAUCAGCACGCUGGAUUGUGAAUUUUGACCUGGACUUGACAGAUGGACUGGUGCUAGCUGCUCUGCUUGCUGCCUACUGCCCUUACCUGAUCUCCAGCCACUUCCAGAGGAUGUACACCACAACAAACAGCCUGGAGCAGAUCCUUCACAACAACAUCAUAGUGUCCCAGGCUUUAACUGCACUUUGUCUCAGCCUAGAUGUACAGCCAACAGACUUUGUCAGACCCUAAUCCAGCUGCAGAAUGUUAAUCUGUGUGUUCAUCCUGUAUGGAGAGGCUCCUCAGUACCUGCCACUGCCACCAAUCACUCUCUCAGGAUUGCCUUGCACAGCACUUUUCAGAAAACAGGUGCGUCUGAAAAGCCCAUCUUCCAAGCCUGUCAAAUACCAGGCCUUCCUUUUUGGAGGGGAUGCCCAUCUCUUCUCCCUUCCUGAUGGAUCUACUGUCACCAUUCCUCCAAAGAUGAGCACUGAACUGACCAUCCACUUCAGCUGCUCCUUCAUGCAGCCCAUGGAGGCAGUUCUUCUGCUCAUCUCCAGCUCUCCUUUUGGCCUGCGAGGCACCACUCUCGCCUUCAAUCUGAAGACCCAUGUCAGUCACAUCACACCCACAAACAUUGUCAAGUGCAAGUCUCCAUGUUACCAACUGAAAGUGGUCCAAGUGCCCAUAACUAACCUUUUCUCCAAAGAAGCUAAGUUCAGGGUGGUGCUGGUGGAGUCUGCAUUCAACCCACUGGAGCCGGAAAAGAAAAAAGACAGCCUCCUUCAACAGGCCUCCUUCAAGGCCAAUAUAGAGAAGAUGACUUCAGACAAGAGUUGUGAGGAUGAGAUGGAAGGGAAGUGCUCAGAUCUCGAUGGCAAAGGCAGCGAGUUCCUGAGUGGAGUGAGGAGUGUUUGUCUGAAGUCAGGCCAAGCAGACACUCUGAACAUCCACUACCUGCCCUUCUGCCCGGGGACCAAGUACUGCUCUGUGCUGCUAGUUUGCCCGCAGGUGGGAGAUAUGGUCUAUAUGGUAAAGGCCACAGCAGAAUUGCCUUUACCUUCCCCUCUCUCUGCCAGGCCCAGUUCAAACAUACUCUCCAUCCCCAGCAACUCCGACCCAGCUGUGUGUGUAUCAGUACUCAGCCUACGCUGCCAAGUGGGGCAGGUGGUUGAGGAGGUGGUGCGUCUACCGCUGAUCAAUAUGGCCUGGGAGCAGGCUUUGGCCAUCUGGGGUCAGCACAGCAUGAGUGCCGACGAACACAGGAGGCGGAUGCUGACACACACUUUGCAUAGCAGUACUGUGAGGGCAGCCACAGCUGCUCGCACCCUCCUCGAAAAGCAGGCCGCACUGUUAAGAGUUGAUCAGCGCAGUAAAGGAGUGGAAUACAGUGUGGAGGUUUCUAUGCCACAGUACUUCACUUUACCCAGUACUGUUGCAAUACCUAUAAAAGAAGACAUCAUCAUACCAUGGGAGAAUCCUGCAGAUUGUGGCUGUGUGGACAUCCCAUUACGGUUCCAGGCGGACUCUGUGGGGAAAUUUACAUGUCAGGUUGUCCUGAGGUCCUGGUGUGAUACCAGGGUCUAUGCACUAGAGGUGCUGGUUACUUCACAGGGAAAACCCAUCCACUUGGACUUCAGUUCGCCUGCUCACCAUUCAGUCACGCAAGACAUACCACUGCAAAAUGAGACCAGCCGAGACUGGAAAAUGCAAGCUGAGGUGUGUGGUGAAGGAUUCUCCAGCCCAAAGGUUGUGAAUGUGCCAGCAGGGACACGAGCCCGCUACCCCCUCACCUUUAAACCUGCUGCACAAUGCACUGUCACGGGCAAGCUGUCCUUACAUAAUGACUGCGACGGCACUGAGCACGUGUUUAACCUCAGAGGAGUGGGAGAGCACCCCCUGCCUGUGGACCAUGUGGUACUACACUGCCCUGUAGGUCAAACCACACACACACAGCUGGAUGUCCCCAACUACAGCCAGAACAAACUCACUCUCAAGGUAGUGACAGACCUAUCUGUUGUAAGUGGCACCCCCUCCCUGGAGAUUAAACCUGGUGACAAUGCGCCAUACACCCUGGCUGCGUCACCAUGGAAACGAGGAAAACAUACAGGCUGUCUGUCAUUUCUAGAAAUUGACAUGUCAGAGACAGACAAGCGCAAAGAAAAUGUUCUCGGACGCUACGAGGUGCAUUUCUCUCUAGAGAUCAUUUGUGAGCCAGCAGCACCCAUCAAGGUCAUAGAUGUACAAUGUGUUGCUCAGAGCUCAGUUGCCAUAGAGGUCCCUGUCAGUAACCCACGAGGAGAGCUGCUGAUGCUGGAUGUGUGCCUGGAAGGAGACGACCUGAGCGGGGCCAGCUGGGUUUCAAUUCCCCCACGGGAGACUCUCACCUACAAAGCUACGUUCUCCCCUGGCAGAGUGGGGAAGAGCACAGGCAGUGUGUUGUUCCAGUCAGAGCUGGUGGGGGAGUUCUGGUAUCAACUGGAGCUUUAUGCUCUUCCUCCUCCAGUCAUCAUGCUACCACAGGCCUGCUGUCAGCUGGGCAAAUGGACCAGACAGACCAUUCCCCUGGUUAACCCAACAGCUGAGACUCUGGAGCUAAUUGUAGCCAACAGUAACCACAGAAACUACAAACUGGAAAUGGAUUCAGGAAGUACUCUUACUGUGGAGCCCCACUCCUCCACUGAGCUUGGUGUCCAUUUUAAUCCUUCAUCCAUCGGAGAAGGGAACCACGCGGCAAAGAUCACUUUCACAUGCCCUGAGUUGCAGGAAUGGUGUGUGUUGUUGAGUGGACGUGGCCUUAAUCCAGAGAGCGAGGAGCCCCUGAGCAUCUCAUCCCUGAUUGGCUCCAACGCCUCCAUCACCAUUCCUUUCACAAACCCCACUGAGUUCCCAGUCAUGCUCGAUAUCUCACUCACAGAUGAGGACCCGAGUGGGGCCCCCAACUGCCAUCAAGUCUCUACAGAGAGGGAAGUCUUCUCUAUCCCUCUGAGCCAAACUGGAGGUAUCCAGAUCAGUGAAGGGGCCAGUUUUGAUGUGCCUGUGGUGUUUGCCCCUAACUCUAUGAGGCUACAGCAGGCCUGGCUCUGCCUCACUAUGAAUCCCAUCAGCAGCCCGGGAAAGAACAGUACCUUCUGUACAGACAACGCGAGCUCAGAGCAGGAAUUGUCAACCAUCUGUUGGACUUACCCUCUCCGUGGGAUUCCCAUGGAAAUGCCUGUUGAGAACUCACCACUUGGCCUGAUUUGUUGUGAAGCGGGCUGCCAGCUGGAAAGGAAAGUAGAUAUACUGCUCACUGGAUGUGUGCCGGGGAAUCAAGAGCGGACAGGACAGGGAGAUUCCCAGAUGACAAUGGAAGACUUCUUGUGCAGGGUUCGUUCAGACAGCAGAGCACAAACAGAGUACUCCGAGGUGGAGGACUGCCUGUCUGCCUCCGUCGAGGCAGCGAGGAGGGACCCUGAGACUGGCAUCGUAACACUCACCCUUAAUGUAGUCUACACUCCUCUCAGGCCAUGCAGGUGUUCAGCGGUCCUAUCUGUGCAGUCUGUGUCCGGCGGGAUCUGGGAGUAUCCCGUCACUCUCAUCGCCACAGAGCCUCAAGUGGAUGAUGUUAUCCUCACUGAAGCCACUGAGUUGGGAAAGACUUCAGCUGUGGGCUUCCGUCUGACCAGCACCACCAGGAGGCCGGAGCCGUUCACUGCAGCGUUCCUGCCAGGCAGCAGCCGUGAGUUCACAGUGACUCCAGCCUCAGGCGUGUUACCUCCCGCUGGUUCUGCUGGAGCUCUCAUCACCGUCUCCUUCACGCCCACCAUGUACAGCAAGCACAGAGCAAGACUAACCAUCCAGGCAGCAGACAUGCAGUGGACCUACGAGGUGAGAGGGAAAACCUUUCGUGACUCCCCACCCCUCUGUACAACCUCCACCAAUGGCAGCUCCUCUGUUCUGCGUCCAGCCAAGGAAAGGCAGCAGAACUUUGUGGCUCGAAACCUUCGGCUUCCCGUGCUUGCUAACUCGUCCCCUCUCAAAGUCCGCAGAUAAAAGACAGCCUCACUCUCUCAUGCAGCUAAGGAUCAUCAUUUUUGUCUAAUUUCCUUUUUCACUUUUUUAUACUUGAAUUGUAGCUGUGGCAGCUUUUUCAUCUGGAAACAUUUACCACACAAUGUCACCUUCAAUUAAAAAGAUACCUUUAUAUUUUGAAAAUUAACUAAUGAACUAUUAUUUGGACAGGCGCAUAAUAACCUGGUAAUGGUGAUGGGUUUCACCAUUUGUCCUUUUUUUCCGCUUAAAAAGGCUCAUUAGUCGUUGUAGUGUUUCUCAUCAGCCGUUCUAAUGAGCUAUUUUUCUGCCAAUACAAAGAUUUUUUUUCUCUACCUUUUGGCAAGUGAAGGAAAUUUAGCAGGAUGAUACUGAAGUGAGGAUCUUUUUGUGAAAACUCUGCAGAUGUUCAAUGUUCAUCACUGUUAAUGUAUCUCUUAAUGUAA
Morone saxatilis (striped sea-bass) is the source of this 9928-nucleotide messenger RNA. RefSeq names its product cilia- and flagella-associated protein 47-like. Lineage: Eukaryota; Metazoa; Chordata; Actinopteri; Moronidae. Gene Ontology annotation, molecular function: protein binding. The record is from RefSeq and is a predicted model, not a curated record.